Molecule: messenger RNA, 744 nt
Organism: Rotaria sp. Silwood1
Lineage: Eukaryota; Metazoa; Rotifera; Eurotatoria; Philodinida; Philodinidae
Source: the annotation of a GenBank genome assembly
AUGGCCGAACAUCAUACACAUCAUCAUGAUUGUGCAAAAGCAAAUGCAGAUCAUUUUUCAAAAGAAGCACAUACUUAUCGUAAUGAACUAUCAGUUGAAAUAGCAAAACGAUGUGCAGCAGUUAUUCUUAAAAAAUAUUCAUUCGAUUCAAACAGUACUGAAGUACUUGAUUUUGCUUGUGGACCUGGUCUUAUUGCAUUUGAACUUUUACCACAUGUUAAACGUAUCGUUGGUGCUGAUUCAGCAUCAGGAAUGGUAGAAGUUUUUAAUCGUAAUGUUGAAGAACAAGGAAUAUCACUAGAAAAAUUACAUUGUAUUAAAAUUGAUUCUCUUAAAGAUGAUCAAUCAGAUUUUGAUGGAACACUUUUUGAUGUUAUUAUUUGUGUUCAAUCAUAUCAUCAUUUUGAAGAUCCAGUACAUAUGACUCGAGUAUUUGCUAAACAUCUUAAACCAAAAGGACGUUUGAUGGUCAUUGAUUUUGCUAAUGCUGGAAAUAUUGAAGCAGUUUUUGAAAAGAUACAUGGAGAUACUCAUGUAGUUGCUCAUAAACAUGGUUUUACACAUGAACAAAUGAUUGAUAUGUUGAAAACAGCAGAUUUACAAAAUCCUCAAGUAGAGGAUAUUUUUACAAUGUCUAAAUCUGAAAUGAAGAACUAUCAAGGUCAUGAACAUUUUGCAAAAGUUAUGGAUAGUGAUAUUGAUUUUACAUUCCAUUAUUUCAUUGCUUAUGGUGAUAAAGCUUAA